Messenger RNA from Cercospora beticola, 4015 nucleotides. Its product is annotated as SH3 domain-containing protein. NCBI's taxonomy places the organism in Eukaryota, Fungi, Ascomycota, Dothideomycetes, Mycosphaerellales, Mycosphaerellaceae. The record is from RefSeq and is a predicted model, not a curated record. Gene Ontology annotation, molecular function: protein binding. Gene Ontology annotation, cellular component: ESCRT-0 complex. Gene Ontology annotation, biological process: protein transport to vacuole involved in ubiquitin-dependent protein catabolic process via the multivesicular body sorting pathway.
UCGACUGCAGCUGCCUUCUUGCUGCUGUCUCUGUUUGGCCAUACCGCAAGCAUUGCUUUGGAGGAGCAUACACGGCGCCGGCGAGCAACUUGGCAUCUGAUCUGGCCGGACGGCGGCGGAUCAGUCUCGACGACAGCGCAUCGGAUCUGUUUCAUCAGCAGCUGCCUUGAGCAGGCCGCGUCAACGAUCCGCAGCACCACCGCCCACCAACACCACCCCGCCUUCCACGAGCACACCACCGCCGCUGCACCGCCGGCCUGUGGACGUCUACCAUGGCGUCCUGGUUUAAAGUCAAAGCUCUGUACGAGUUCGAGGCGAAAGAGGAAGACGAUCUGGGCUUCGACGGUGGCCAGAUUAUUGAUGUCACGGAGGAGAUUGAUGCGAACUGGCUGGAGGGCAAGUACACCGAUGCAAGUGGCGAGAGCAAGUCUGGUAUAUUUCCGCGCGAGUUCGUGGAAAAGUAUGAGCCUCCGGUGCCUAGUCGUCCUACGCGACCUGCCCGCCCCAAGCAGGAGCCAGUACCUGAACCAGUGCCCGAGCCUGUAGAGGAUACACCAGCUUCAGACCCAAUUGAGGAUGCCCGCGAUGUCCCUGCUGUACCAGCAGUAACCAAGCCCCCUCUUCCACCAGUUGACACGACGCCAGCGUUGCCUCCACGGGAGGAAGUCCGCUCGCCCCCCGCCAACGUCAAAUCACCUACCCUGCCGAGUGAGCCCCCAGCAGCACCGAAGCCUACUCCGGCAGAACCAGCAGCUCCUGCUGCGAAGAAGCCGCCUCCUCCGAUUGCCGCGAAAUCCAAUGCCUUCCGGGACCGAAUUGCUGCCUUCAAUGCUCCAGCAGCUGCUCCCAUCGCGCCCAUGGUCCCUGGAGGACCUAGAUCUGGUGCCAACACUUUUAUAAAGAAGCCGUUCGUCGCACCACCUCCUAUGGCAAAUUCCUACGUGCCACCACCAGUCAAGGCUGAGCCUGUUCACAAGCCCUACAUUCGCGAGGAAGAUCCUGAGAUCAAAAGGAGACGUGAAGAAGACCAGGCUGCUGCUGAGGCGGCAGGCUUCUCAGUGGAUGCGUCUGGCGAACAACAGGAUGAUGCCGAAGACGUACCAAAACCUCAAACACUGAAGGAGCGGAUUGCCUUGCUGCAGCAACAGCAGCUUGAGCAGGCACAACGGAGGGCAGAUGGUGGUCAGAAGAAAGAGAAGAAAGCCGCGCCAAGACAGGCUUCGGAGUCUUCUGAGCAUGGCCAAUUGCCAGAACCUGACGCAGACGCUGAUGAGUCCGAAGAUACCACGCCACAUCCCAGACAGUCACUUGAGGCACCGGCCGAGCGUCCGCGGGUUCCAUCUGCCCAACGCAAGCCCUCAGAGCCACUGUCUCCUGGACCUGUAGCUCCUGACUCGGAGCUUGUGAGCGAUGGAAAUGACGCAGACCAGUCUGCUGCAGGUGAAACUACAGAAGAUGACGCAGGCACAAUCGGACCAGAAGAUAGCGAUGAGACAAGCGCGCCACGCCCGCUGCAACGUAGUCCCACCGUGUCAAAACGAGACCCAGCCGCCAAUGAAGAGAACGACACUACUGAAGACGCCGAAGAUGACGAAGACUCCAUGGACGAGGAGACCCGGAAGCGCAUGGAGAUCAGAGAACGUAUGGCCAAGAUGAGUGGGGGUAUGGGAAUGCCAGGCAUGUUUGGAGCAAUGCCAUUACCCGGUGCGGCCCCCAUCAAAAAACGAAAGGAGAAGAAACCAAGUGAUGAGGCACCUCCUACAUCCCCACCUCCACAGCAAAGAGUUCCAAUGAUCCCCGUCCCUGGCCUACAACGAGUGCAGAGCCCAGAGUCCGCAACUUCUCAGCACGACGAACGCUUUACCCCAGCUCAUGGUGACGAUGAACAUGAAUCAGUGCCUCCUCCGCGCAGAUCCACUGGCGAAGAUCGCGGCCCUCCACCGCCGAUCCCCACAGAGUCUCGUCCUCCACAGGAACGAGGAGCGCCACCUCCAGUGCCUGGUUCUCAGCCCAGCCGCGCUUCGACGAUAGAAUCGCGCCCCGUGCCACCGCCGCCGCCGCCACACGCCAAUCCCCUGUCUCCAGGCACCGGCUCCGAAUCAGACGACGAAGCCUCGGUGCGCAAUCUUGGAUCGACGGCUGCGACACCUGGCGCUGAGACACCCGGGGUGCCUACACGCAAUAUGUCGGUACGAAGUCCGCCGCCGGUCCCAGGAUCUGAGACUGCCAAAUCGCCAGAAGGUCGACGCGCUUCUUACUUCUCAGUCGACUCUCAAACCGCGACUUCCGACAAGCGAGCAAGCAGAGCGCCGCCCCCAGUUCCUGGAAGUCCAAUCACAUCGCCUCGUGCUCCGCCGCCUCCUCCACCACAAGCUGUAAGCCAUACCACUGACUUGCAAGCUGGAGAUCAUGAGCGAGAGAGCGAAUAUGAGGGAGAUUACGACACCGACAUCGCGUCCAGUGCCAAACACAAAGACGCUUUAAAAGCUGGUACACACGUGAGAGAACCGAGCUUGGACGACAACACUGAUAUUCAAUCUCCACCGCCUCCACCGCACGGCACUGCGCCAAGAUCUGUUCCUCCACCUCCUCCUGCGCACGCAACAAGACCUUCCAUGGACGCGCCCAGAGCGCCGCCGCCUGUGCCUCCUGCAGCACCUCGUGAUCCCGUACCUGGUGAUGAUGAUUACGAUCCUUUCCGCUAUGAUAGCACUCGCGGUCCACCUCCUCCUCCGGUUCCCAGCACAAUUCCCAUGGCCGCACCUCCCGCACCUCCUCCGAGACAACCGGAGCCUGAGAGCUCUGCAGAUGAUGCAGACGAAUUGUAUUCUGUAACUCCGCCCAAGCGGUCCUUCGAGGAUCCCUCCCGCAUUGCUCCUGCGCCUCCGGCAGCGCAGCCUCCACCGCCCAUCCGGGCACCCCCACGAGAGUCUGUUGACCAACACAGAUCGAACGUGGCAAUACGAAGAUCAAUGGACCAGCCGAGACCAUCCAUGGAUAAUGGCCACAUCGCCCAGGACAUUGAUAUGGCUGAGUCGACAACAUGGUGGACUGCGCCGCAAGCUUUACCGCCGUCAUUGCAGAACAGGCAAGGCGUGGACAUCUUGUCUGAAUCCGAAGAGACUACUGCUUCGAAGCGUGGCGGCCGCAAGGAGGUCACCAAAGAAAUUUACGUUCUCUAUAUUGAUUACAGUCAGACCAUCAUCACGGUACGCUUCGAUGCCAGCAAUCCUAUGGAUGCACAAAUUGAGCAGCAGCAUCGCCCUCCUCCAGCGAAGCUCCGCCAGGAGCAGCUCGAAGCAUACUGGCAACGCUUUGGUCGCAACAUCUCGGAAUCUGUGAACGCUCUGGGACAUGCGAAAAAGGAUACUUCAGUUGGCAACGGCUCUCCUGCUGCGCUCCCUGCUGAGCUUAUCAAGAGUAUUCCCAAAGCCCUUCAGCCAGUUGGCAAUCGAGCCUACGGCGCUCUGGUAUACGCCAACCUCGCAAAUGCUUCAACACAGCAAUUCGACGAGAUUCGACCUGGUGACAUUGUGACGCUAAGGAAUACUCGAUUUGAGGGCACGCAUGGCGCAGUGAAGCACAAAUAUAAGCAAGAAUACGGGAGUAUGCACGUCGCGAUUGUGGAAGAGUGGGACGGCACACGGAGAGCCAUUCGAGGUUGGGAACAGGGGCGUGAGAAGCAAAAGGUCCGAAGUGAGAAGUUCAGACUUGGCGAUUUGAGGAGUGGUGAGGUCAAGGUCUGGAGAGUUGUUGGGAGAGACUGGGUAGAGUGGGAGACUAGCCAGUGAUUCUGACGUGAUGUGAUGUGAAGACGAGUGGUGGCUUAAUGCAGAUGUUAUGAAGGUAUGGGGGUAGCGCAAAAGGGGUUGUUAUGUCCAUACACGUGAAGCGCAUAGAAAUGCAUAUAAGGAUGGCGAGAGUUCAUCGCUUCUGACCAUCUCGCAUACGUUCCCCUGUCUGACCUCCCUCUGUGCAGUUAUGUUUGUUCUAGACUCGUAGAUUAGAGCAAUGU